GCCAUUUUGUUUUUUCGGGAGCAAAAGUCAGAUGAUGUGGAAUAUUUUCCACGUUUAAAGAAAAAUAAUGGACGAUGAAGCUGCACUAAAAGAAAGCGUGUCCAAUCUUCGUGAUGCCAUUUUACUCGGGAGGGCAGACAUCGUCAGGAGCAUUCUUUCUACUGCAGCUGAAUUUAGGGAAGAAGGUGAACUAUUUGGAGAUGAUGAGGAGGAUGACCCUAUGGCAAGACAAAGAUAUUUUGAAGAAUAUACAGAUCCUUAUGACAUAUUGAAGAUUAUUUUAAACUACGUUGACAGUGAUGCUGGGACAUGUCUUCAUUUAGCAACCAAGUUAGGUUUUGCCGAUGGUGUCAGAGCUCUGCUUUCAGCAGGAGCAGACCCUACCAUUACUAACCACGAAGGGGCAACAGCAUUUGAUUACUGUACUGAUAAGAAUAUACUUGGGAUUUAUAAUGAAGAAUUAUUACAAGCUGCCGCUGGGGGGAAUGUUCCAAGGGUGUCUCGGCUUCUCAAGUGUGGAGUGAGUCCAAAUGCUUCUGAUGGUGCCGAAAGUGACAAUAAGGUUCUACAUUGGGUUGCAAGUUAUGGGACAGAGGAGAUGGUCAGACUCUUGUGUGAGAAUAAUGCUGAAGUAAACAUACAAAAUGCCAAUGGAGAGACACCACUGCACGAUGCUGUCAAAAGAGGAGACUGUCAAGUUGUCCAAAUACUUCUAGAGUUUGGUGCGAACCCAAAUAUUAAGGCAACAGAUGGUGGCAUCAAAGGUAAAACUCCAGUAGAUCUGGCUUCUGAUGAAGUAAUGAGGUCUGUCUUUUUGAGGUCUGCCAGUAUAAAAGACAGAAAAAUUGUCCAGAAUGGAGUCUUACUUGGAAAUGAUAAAGAUUUCUCAGAUGCAGAUUCUUUUGUUUCUGAAUCAGCAACAUCCAUAGAAACAGCCUCGCUACUACCAUCUCUCUCUCCUUCGAUGCGUGCAAGACAGCUGUCAACUGAAUCCAGUGCUUCUAAAGAUCCAUUAUUUGGUACUUUGUGGCCAUCACCACAGCGAGUGCUAGAGAUUAGAGGUGGACAUUAUAAACCCUCUUCCACUCUUCCUGUUUACAUCCACAGACCCAGUACAGGCUGUCUACAAGAGCUGUGUACCAUGUGGGAAACAAUGGAGCCACAUUUCAAACAAGCUGGAUAUGAAAUAGAUAUGACCAUUAUUGCAGAAGAUGGUGAAUGGACUCCAUUGCCAUCUGGAAGCAUUGAUUGCAAGAUUUGUCCCAAUUUAUUUACCAGACCUGAAGGUUAUAAAAUCAAUGUAUCAACAGCCAAGAUGUCCAUCAUGGCCAGUGAAUCGGUCUCCUUGUGGUAUGCACUUAACACUGUUCUACAGUUAUUACGGUCGUGUAAAGACAAAGGUGUUCCAACAUCACAGAUAAGUGAUUGGCCGGAUGUUAAAUACCGUGGUGUUCUAAUUGAUGUAUCAACUGGAAGGGUUCCAAAACUGGAAACUCUCUUGUCUUUGGUAGAUGUAUUAUCAAGUGUCAAGAUUAAUCAACUUCAGCUUUACAUGCAAAAUACAUUUGCUUACCGUGGACAUGAUAGCRUGCAUAGGAACAACACACCAUACACACAAGGUGACAUCAUCAAACUAGACAAGUAUUGUAAAGCAAGGUAUAUUGAAUUAGUACCUCAUGUUGAGAGCUUGUCUGGCUUUAGUCAGUGGAUAAAGUUCAAACAAUAUGCGCAUUUAGCAGAGAUCCCUAUAGACCUAGAGGUAAUAGAUGAAAAAGUUCACAGUUGUCUUUGCCCAUCUAGUCAAGAGAGUAUCAAUUUCGUUCUCGAUCUUCACAACCAGACAUUCCCAUGCUUUUCCUCCUCCAGAUUCGCUCAUGUGGGAGUUGAUGUUACUGAUGAAUUCGGUAGAGGAAAAUCCUAUGUUAUCGCUGAGGCCAAAGGAAAAGAAGGCCUGUACAUGGAGUACCUUCAACGUAUGUAUAAAUCCUGUCGAUCCCAUGGUCGUACCAUGCAGUUUUGGGCUAACCCGUUGCACGAACAUCCUCAGUUGCAUAGUAAUCUACCCACAGAUGUAAUCGCCAUGGAAUACGGUGGAAGGGUUGAUUAUGAUUUCAUGAAACACUGUAGAUUGCUGUCAGACGCCGGAGUUGGUUUCUUUGUCUGUCCUGGCACCUUGACAUGGAACAGCGCAUGUGCUAAUACAGACGACAGCUUGACACUAAUCAACAACGCCGUACAGACGGCUGUUACGUGUGAUGCUCUAGGCAUGCUCGUCUGCGAUUGGUCUCUACCUGGUCACGUGAAUCCUCUGUGUAUGAGUGUCCCAGCAUUCUUAUCAGGUGCUGGUUUGUCGUGGAAGGCAGAUACAGACAUGACUGUAGUCCAGUCUUCCCUGCCAGACAUCAUCAGCAGACAUGCUUUCCUUGAUGCUUCGGGAAAAAUCGGGCUCGCUCUUAACGACCUUGGUAAAGUUCAUUCCUUUCUAGUAAAAAUUGAGGCCGAACAGGCAAGUCAUGCCCCUCAGGAGACCCGUGGGGUUCAUCCUGUGGCAUAUUCACACGAGGGGACCCUACUGUGGAGACUUUUGCACGAUGGCGGAGAUACAGAGUUGACAUCCAUAGGCCUCGAUACUCUACAGCAAGCUACACGUCACAUUCGUCAAUGCCAAAACACUUACCAAUCUGCAGAACCCAAAUGUGCCCAGAACAGUGAAAUCCUGAAAGAGCUAGACAUCACUAUCGAUAUCUUAGUGUACCUUUGCAAGAUAUGUCGAGUCAUCUUACUGGCCAAGAAACAAAACAUAAAUGUAAAGACCCUAAAAGAUGUGCCAAUCAUUAACAGGACAGACCUUGCUAAUAGGCUGCUAGGACUGAUUGGACAGUAUCAAAAAGUUUACUUGCUACGAAACAAGCAAGGUGGAUUAUUAUCAGCUAAGAAGCAACUACAGAAGAUAUUACUACGACUAUUACCUCAAGAAAAUGAAAUACAUACCUGAACUAUUCAUUGUCUGUCUUCCCCGACGUAUAACGAAGUUUUAGGGGGGUACCAGUUUAUUCCAAAGAAAGAGCGAUGGCAAAUUCAUGGAAGGAAAAAGAUUUCCGCUUCUAACACGGUAUUCCAUUCGUUACCAUUUCGAGUCGGGAAGAGAAAUCCAGAAAAAUUCAAGUAUUGAAUUGUAACUUGGAUAGAAUACAAGGAACAAAUGCGUCAAAAUAAUAGUUGAUCAAUAAUAUACACUAUAGUUGAUUAAUAGUAUACACUAUAGUUGAUUAAUAGUAUACACUAUAGUUGAUUAAUAGUAUACACUAUAGUUGAUUAAUAGUAUACACUAUAUUUGAAAAUUAAAGUUCCAGUUAUCGUUUAUAGAGUUGUUAAUUGGAAUUGCUUGGAUUACACUUCGAUUGCCCAAAAAUUACUUGAUUCAGGAAGAAAAAUUUGGGACUCCUUUGAUGGUUUGUAGUUCAUAUUUUUGCUCACAGAGUUGCUCACAGUAGACCAAUAUCGUACCCGGAGAAUCUCUGCGUACGAGAUUGAAAAUAAACCCCAUUUACCUUUGUAUGCAAAUUGCCCAUUCACCAUGGUCACAUGGUCUGAAAUGUGCACAACAAACAACGAACUAAAUAGGUUUAAAAAUCAACCACACCCUAAAUCCAUCGUUUGAUGUAGGUUCUUAAAUUCGGCGUAAAACCCAGAUUCUUAAAGCCGGCGGCGCAAUUGAUAUCAACAGGGGAGAGCGCGGGUGAAUUAUAAACCCGGGAUAGGUUUUUAAUUACUUUUCCUUAUACUUGCCCGAGAGAACGCAAGGUAUGAAAACAGUACUAUUUUUAUUUCUAUCGGAACAAUAGAGUGCAAACGCGGAUAUAUUGUACUCUAUUUCCAAAAGAACAAAGCAACAGUAAUCUAUCUCUCUGAAUUCAUUAUAAUUUAGUAUUUCGUGUUUUGCAUCGAAACAAUGGAAUUUAGGGCUUAGUUGAUAUUUUAAACCAGUUCAAACGCACGGGCUCGGUUUUGCAUUAGGCGGCCCUCUGUCUUGAAUUCUAAUGCAAAACCUCGUCCUAGCGUUUGAACCUUUAUCUAUUGACCCGAGAAGUAAAAGAUGCUUUUUCUUCGUGAUGAAAGCAAAAAGGGACACAUUAUGGAAGCGAAUUAACAUUGGGCGAAUUCACCUGCUCUUCUGAUUGGCUAACACGACAAAAAAAC
Molecule: messenger RNA, 4200 nt
Organism: Actinia tenebrosa (Australian red waratah sea anemone)
Lineage: Eukaryota; Metazoa; Cnidaria; Anthozoa; Actiniaria; Actiniidae
Biological process (GO): carbohydrate metabolic process
Molecular function (GO): beta-N-acetylhexosaminidase activity; protein binding
Source: RefSeq, a predicted model, not a curated record